Messenger RNA from Rhododendron vialii, 465 nucleotides. RefSeq lists its product as uncharacterized. NCBI's taxonomy places the organism in Eukaryota, Viridiplantae, Streptophyta, Magnoliopsida, Ericales, Ericaceae. The record is from RefSeq and is a predicted model, not a curated record. Bases 1 to 465 code for a protein of 154 amino acids. The transcript has 3 exons.
AUGAACAAGGGCUCCGGUGAAGAGGCAAGAGAAAUCGUCGUUGCAAUCUGGUGCAAUUCUAAGCACCAAUUGUUUUCUCCCCCCCACAGUCGUCGCCCAUUAUCGUUUGAAAUGGGAGAUCACGUGUUUCUUAAAGUAUCGCCACGUCGAGACUUGUCACGUUUCGGGAAGAAGGGAAAGCUUUCACUGCGUUAUAUCGGUCUGUUUGACAUUAUCGAGAAAAUCGGGGAGGUUGCAUACCGUCUGGCUAUGCCACCGAGAUUAUCGAAUGUGCACGAUGUGUUUCACGUCUCUAUGUUGAGAAAGUACGAACCGGAUCCGUCACAUGUGUUAGAAUGGUCCGAAUUGGAGUUAGAGGCCGAUGCGUCUUAUGAGGAAGAGCCGAAACAUCGUCGUACUUAUGUUAAUUUGGGCCUUGGAGCCAAAGAUAUAAUCUUUUGGAAACUAUUGGAGGUUGAAGUGUGA